Messenger RNA from Toxoplasma gondii ME49, 2259 nucleotides. Its product is annotated as GDA1/CD39 (nucleoside phosphatase) family protein. The coding region runs from base 424 to 1659 and encodes 411 amino acids. The record is from RefSeq and is a predicted model, not a curated record. The transcript is spliced from 4 exons. Lineage: Eukaryota; Apicomplexa; Conoidasida; Eucoccidiorida; Sarcocystidae.
CUUCGCUACCUCUCGUCUGAAGAAAGUAUUUGUCCAUGGAAUCCUGUUGUGGUUUGCUCCUCCGCUCUGCCCUGCAAGCUCUUCUGCUGUGAAGAGGUUGCUUCCGGUAGCGAGGGUGACCCGCCGCGUCCUUUGGGGUAUAUAUAGGCGCCGGUGUUCAGGCAACGGCUGUCACGGGGUACUUGCAUCGCGUACUAUAAAGACAACGUAGAUGCACAGCACACAAUAUAUAUGAUGUAUGUAGAUACAAUACAUAUGUCUUUCGGUACCCGCUGGCAAUUUUUGACGUGGUAGAGGAGCGUGCCUUGGAAGCCAGCCAUCUCUCUAGCCGGUACCGGGUUUGCCACGAUGUGUCAUCUCGGUCUCGCCCUCUCGUCUUGAAGAGUAGCAUUUUUCCUUCGAUGGCGUUUCUCGGUUGCGAACAUGGAGGGUUUCAACGGCUUUGUGUGCAUGUGCGCCUUCCUGGUGGUGUGUUUUCCCCUGGCGAGGAACGCCGGCCACGGCCGCCCCGUGCAUUGGGGACCGAAACGGACGAUCCAGGAAGGCCGUCAAGAACUACACCGCCUCAAAUCCCUCGAGACCGAGUGUCGCCAUGCCACCCAGGCGGUCGUUGUGGUCGAUGCAGGCAGCUCGUCAACGCGUCCGAUUCUUUUUCGAAUGCGGAUGGUUUCCUGUCCGCUUUCACAACUCAGAGUGAUCCCUGAGUCCAUUCGCCACGUCGCGAACGGGAUCCGCCGCACGGGUCUUCGCGAGGUGUUGGAGAACUGGCAGGACCGAUCGUGCAGACGGCAGGUACCGUCUCCAAGGUUUUGGGGUACCGCAUGGGCUUCUUGGAUGGAGGCGCAUCUGUCGGAAGAGGAAAAGGUCCAGGUUAAGGCGCUGGGUAUGCCCUUCACCUUCUACAGUACUGCCGGUGUACAUGACUUCCAAGACUGGUACCGCGACCGGUUCUGCCUCGCGCUGCGCCAGUCGAUCAACAACAACACAAACGAGUUCCACUACAAACUCUUGACGAGUUCCGAACUGACGCGCGCCAUCACUGGAGCCGAGGAAGCCUUCUUCGCCUUCUUCGCGGUCAACCACCUGACUGGCCGCCUCACUCACAGCGGACACACCCACCACGAGGAGGCGGAGCAGCCCGACGUUUUGCCGUCUUCUGUCAAGGCCGUGAAUCUCCAGCGCGAGCGCUUCCUCCCCAAGAGAUACCCCAGUGCAGACGUCAUUUCCGUCUCGUUCAUGCACCUUGGCGUGGACAGCUCCACGGGCCUCUUUCUGAAGCAACUGUGUAGUGACGAGGAGUUUCUCAUCGACGGCGUCUGCUCCUGGCCGAUGAUGAUCAACUUGCUCAAUCUCGAGAUGAAGAAGCUCCUCUCCACCGACCGCGACAUCUGCCAGUUCAUGGCAGUCAGCGCCCGGCUGCUGCAGCUCAUGGAAGAGGCCGAAGGCCACCCGGCGUCGAUCAAGGGGGAGAAGAGUGUGAGAGACGAGAACGGCCAGCACGUUGCAGAUCUUGGCUGGCCGCUUGGUGCAGUUUUGCAGCAGGUCUUGGACGCGGAGACCUGGGGCCAUAUGGUGUUCGAGUCCGACUGGAUCCACAACGUGGGAUGCGAUUGGCUAUUAUCCGGGUUCCAUUCGAGAUCGAACUCCUGGGCACAUUAAGCAAAGAAAAACUUCGAGGGAAGUCCAUGUGCGUUGCAGUUGCAGCGCCUUCCCAGUGUAUUGUAGAUGUGAUCUGAAACAUUUUUGCCCUGCUGCAAAGGUCGGACAUGCAUAAGAGGUAGACGUGCGCCGCCCGGCGCAUCUGUGCAGCGUCUGAUUUAUCUGAAGAGACGGUUUUUAUUGGUUCCGUAGACUUCUACUUUAGCGAUCCCCCAUCAUAGUUACGUAGGUUUCUGCCAGUUGCUAUAUGCCGGUUUCAAAAGUUUCUGUGUGUCUCUUUUUGAAGUGGAAAGGGUGCUUUGUUUCCGUUUACCCGUAUGUUCUCGUCGCUUUGCCAACACCGCAGAAGGUUCGCGUGAUCUGUCGAUGUCCCUGCUGGUAUACUCAGUUUUCGUUGUUUUGUGUUUUCGGUUUCUCUUUGGCUGGUUCGCAAUGCCCAGGUAGUUUACAUUGUAUAAAGAGUUAAAUGUGGUUAUGCACGGUUUGUCUUCGGUUUAUUCACCAGGAGACUCGUCAUUUGAGCCGAGCGUGUGGUUGUUAAUUGUCAGUCUUCGUCCGCUUUCAACAGUUUAAGAAAACAGCCAAAUAGCUGGUGCAGGU